Enterobius vermicularis (human pinworm) is the source of this 2370-nucleotide messenger RNA. Lineage: Eukaryota; Metazoa; Nematoda; Chromadorea; Rhabditida; Oxyuridae. The record is from the annotation of a GenBank genome assembly.
AUGGCUGCAGUUGAAAGCAGGAAGGUAGUCAAGUUCGACUUCUUCAAACUUCCAGUGUUGCAAUCUGGUUCAGUAACUGAACGCGAGCACUGGGUGAAAUGGUGGCGACAUGGAAUUAGUGUUUUGAACUCUUUAAUUGUUCUUCCGUUUGACGUUUUUUGGGCGAAAUUGAUUGAAGAUCCAAAAAUUAUUUUAUUUUUGGACUCUUUUUUGGAAGAAUUUCCUAGGUUUUGGGAAGUUGAUCAAACAAGGUUAUAUUUUGGCAGUGAUGCUUCAAAGGAAGUUAGUGAGCUCUUCUUCAAACGGACAAUUUACGACAAUCAUAUCUUUACUGUCGAAAGGCUUUUAAAUAUAAUUUCUGUUUACUGGAAAGAUAAUGAAGCUGGUGUACGACGUAUUAUUGAAGGGACAGUCGGUAGAGAAUCAAAGUAUUUGAAGGACGUAGCGGAUAAAGUUGUCACUCUCUCAAACGUUGGCUUUACUUAUAAUCGUUUCAUUUAUACUGCUGCUUUUGUCAUUUCUUGCUGUGGUGGACCAGGGUUUUUACAGUAUCUUUCUGCUGCUUCAAGUGAACUGAGGAAAUUAUCUCAGUCAAUGUCAGGUGAUAAUAGGGGAUAUGAGGAGCUGGAUUCCUUACUGGCUUUAUAUGUUGAUGUAUUAUAUGCAGUACCUCGUUUAAUAUCUUCUUGUGAAACGUCUGUUCCAAUAAGAGAUGCGAGCUUCAACUUUUGUAUCAGUAUUCCUACCCUAAUUGAAGCCGCGGAGGAGGUUGUUGCUCCGCAGUUGGAGUUUCACCUCUCAUACGUUGCGUCUAACUCCACAAAUAGUGAUUCGCUUUCCGUAUUAGAUUAUCUGCGAGACGCGGCAUUUUGGGCUUUUCAUUUCUUGCAUACUUUCCAGGAUGAUGAUGAGAGAUCGUUUGUUAUUUUACAGAACGCACUGUGUUGCGAAAAGUUUAUAUUUUACUAUAAUCUGCGGUAUCCUGUCGAAAGCAUAGUUUCAUCCCUACCUUUACAUGGUACAAAUAAAAGUACUGUCACAGAAACGCUAGGGGGAAUAAUGUCGAAACAAAAGGAGGCUAUUGUAACACAAUUAGGGGAUAAAGGCGUGCUUGCUCGUCUUGGACUGCCGGAAAGCCUUACAGUGGCUUCACAGAUAGAGAACCUUGUUGAACUUUUGCCUCAUUAUUCACGAGAGUUUAUACAUCUUUCUUUGCGACAUUACGGGUAUGACUUUGAAAAAGUCACUAAUGCGUUGCUUGACACGGCCUUGUUACCUUUGGACCUUCAGGCCUUAAUGGACUUUGAACUAACUGCCCGAAAUUGUCCGUUGAUGACGGAUGGAGACACUGGUAUAAAAUAUUUUCUCUUGUUAAGCAAAAUUUUUUUCGAUGUUAAGAAAGGAGGGGUAGAAUUGAGGGUAAACAGAUACAGAUGCGCUGUAGAAUUGGAUCCAAAAUUUUUGGGUAAAUUUGUGGUGGACUUAGAAGGCGGUAAGAAUAUCAAAAAAAAGACUCCUCUAGGCUCCAAAAAUAUCGAUGGAAGUAAGCUGAUUAAAGAGCCUUCCAGUGAAGUACCAGACGUUUCUAGCAAAGGAUUGAUAUGUAUGAAACCAGUUGUUAAAAGAACUGUUUUUGAUAACAAAUCGACCAGGAAUGGAAAAGGACUGGAAGAAAAGUCUAGCAGAGAGGAGCUGGAAAAUAUUCUUGCAGGUCUGAAACUACAGAGUACUGAGAGGGAGAAGGAAAGAAAAGAGGCACAAGAAAAGAAGCUUAUUAAGCUUGUGACGAGCGCUGAGAAGUUUUAUGUUCCUGAAUCUGAAAAAGUUGCACUUAGACCAACUUAUGAAAAAUAUGUAUACGAGGGGGAAUCUUCUUCGCCCUGGGAUGUUUACGAAGACGAAUAUGACGAUACAACAGACGAUCAUCGCUCGUACAGUGUAGAUGUCCAAAGUGAGUCAGCUCCCGAAGAAAUCUUGCGUGGAGUGGAGCCGAAUCGAAAUAGAGAAGUUCCUGAGGAAGAUGGAGAAGAAAAAAGCAACGAAAUACUUACAGAAGAAAACCAGUCGCAUUCUGGACAUGGAAAACGUAACUGGAAACGAAAUUUCAAAACGCAAGAGAAGGGAGUGGGGUCAACUGAUGUGCCAGAUGUUCGAGAGGAUGAAGGCAGAAAUGCGGGGAAUGUUGAAGGCAGUAAUAAUAACGAUAGUAACAGUACUAUAAAUAAUGGUAGAGGUCGGGUAUUCAGAAGGUUUAAAAAUUUUGACAGAGCCGGUUAUACUGGUGGGAGGGAACGACAGAUGAAGGAAAGACAUAAAGGUGCCGAUAAACGUCGUGGAGCCGAUCGAAAAAGAAGAGGAGGAAUGUUUUGA